Oenanthe melanoleuca is the source of this 2141-nucleotide messenger RNA. RefSeq names its product calcineurin like phosphoesterase domain containing 1 (gene CPPED1). Gene Ontology annotation, molecular function: hydrolase activity. The coding region runs from base 276 to 1085 and encodes 269 amino acids. The record is from RefSeq and is a predicted model, not a curated record. The transcript is spliced from 5 exons. NCBI's taxonomy places the organism in Eukaryota, Metazoa, Chordata, Aves, Passeriformes, Muscicapidae.
GUCUGCUUGCCUGACCUGUGUAUGUUCAAGUGUUCCAUCUGAUGCUCGCUGGGAGCUGGGCCAGCCCUCUGCUGUGCCACCAGCCAGGACUGCUCCAGGUGCUCCAGCUGCCUGUGGCCACCACACACCAUUGCUGGGGCUCUGAAAGGAGGUCGUAAAGGGUUUCUGAUGCAAGCUUCCUUAACUGAUUUUUUCCCACCUAUAAAAACUAUGCUGAGUACCAAUGGAAGGGGCCCUUCUACUUCAUCCAGGGAGCAGAUCCUCAGUUUGGACUGAUGAAAUCUUGGGCAUAUGGAGACACUGAGAAUGGAGAUGAUGAAUGGGGAGAAGAAAUUAAAUUAGCAGAGCAAGCAGUACAGGCCAUUAACAAACUAAACCCUAAACCCAAGUUUUUUGUGCUGUGUGGAGACCUUGUCCAUGGAAUGCCAGGAAGUCGAUGGAAAAAAAACCAAGAGCAAGAUUUAAAGGAUGUUCUGAAAAACACUGACCAGGACAUACCACUGGUAUUUGUCAGUGGGAAUCAUGAUAUUGGCAACACUCCAACAAGAGAAACCAUAGAUGAUUAUUGCAAGAACUGGGGAGAUGACUACUUCAGCUUUUGGGUUGGAGGUGUUUUCUUUCUUGUAUUGAAUUCUCAGCUAUACUCUGAUUCUUCCAAGUGCCCUGAGUUAAGGCAAGCCCAGGAUGCCUGGCUUGAUGAGCAGCUUGCUGCUGCUGCAAACCAGAAAUGCAAGCAUAUAAUUGUAUUUCAGCACAUUCCUCUGUUUCUGAGAAAACCUGAUGAAGACAACGAUUAUUUCAACUUGGAUAAAUCAGUUCGUCAGGAGAUAAUGGAAAAGUUUCAUAAAGCAGGCAUUACAGCUGUAUUUUCUGGGCAUUACCAUAGGAAUGCUGGAGGGUCCUACAAAGGCCUGGAAAUGGUGGUGUCAUCAGCCAUAGGAUGUCAGCUGGGACAGGAUACACACGGCCUUCGAGUGGUGGUUGUGACAGAGGAGAAGGUGGUGCACAGAUAUUACAGCUUAACUGAACUGGGCAGCCAGGGCAUAGAGAAGGAGUUGCUGGAUAUGCUUGCUAAGCAAAAGUAGGCUGUACCAAAAGCUGUUUUUCCAUAUUAGAUAAAUAUAAAUAGUUUCAUAAAGUUUCCCCAAGCAGAAUUACAGAUUUCUGACUGCAGUGUCCCAGAACAGCUCUCAGUUUGUUGUUGUCCUAAAUAACAAGGAAGUUGUUGACAGCGUUUUUCUUUCUGAAAAUGAGACCUAUGAGGAAUAUGGGAGAAGAGCAGAGCUAAUAUGGUAAUGUGUCAUUGAAGAGUACAGUUUGAGAAUUUUCACUUUGCUCCUAGAUAAUAUUUACUUAUUACAGAGAAACUGGUGUCUGUAUAACCCUUUAACUUGAGAGGGUAUUUCAAGAUCAAUAAAUUUAGUAAUUUCUGUUGCCUCCUGGACAAUGAACGGGGCACAUUUUUACAGAAACAAAUCUCAAAAAAUUUGAAAUCAUCAGAGUUCUGCUGACUUUUAGCAGCUUUUGGAUCAUAGCCUGUUACCUUGGUGUCAUAUUUUCUCCCAUUUCCCACACUUUAUUUUCUUAGUUCUUCAGAGCCAGGAGCAAUAGGAGAGCAGACAUAUUCUGGUUUGCAGUUACAGCUUGGGUUCUGUUAUAUCUGUUAGAAAGUUUUAUAUAAUGUUAUAUAGUUUUAUAGUUUCCAUUAUAUAGUUUUAUAUAAUGAAAAGUCUGUAAAUGAGGCUGAUAUAAAUGUCACUGACAGAAACUAAAGGUGAAACAACUAUUUCCAUUUUGCAAUUACACUACCAUUCAAUUAGCAUAUAUCCUGGCUCUAGCUACAGAAGUUGGAAUAAUUGCAUGGGGAGAAUAAUUCUGUACAGAAUACUCCAAUCAGAAGUCACUUUGUUGAUUCCUAGACAAGCAGAGAGCUUUGAUUUCCAAAUGCAAUGUAGAGUGCCUUACUGUAAGACAGUACAGAAUACUACAGACUGUUGAAAACCUUAAACAGUAUGUUUUCUUCACUGCAAUAAGUCUUUAAAAACAAAUUUAUAAAAUAGCUUACAUGCUGCAAUCCACCUCUUUUUUUACUAAGUGUAUCUAAUUGGUUUCAAAUAAAGUCUUUGUGUAAUUAACUCAUA